UACUAACUUCACUUCACUAGUUACGACCUCCAUUCAUCCUUCGUCGCGUAUCAUUUGCGAUUUUAACACCAUUUUCAAGCAGUGUAACAGGGAAAAGCACAAGUAAACCUUAUUAAAAGGUUAAGAGUGUUCAUACUUUUAGUUUAUAAGUGUGUUCGAACUGAAAAUGGCGUUGAAAUCGUCGCCGGUCGUAUUCGGUCUCCUGGCACGGCUCUCCCGUAGUUUCUCAACAUCUAAGGCUUUGGCGUCGAAGCCUGUGACCGUGCGUGAUGCCUUGAACCAAGCCAUCGACGAGGAGAUGGAAAAAGACGAGAGGGUGUUCGUCAUGGGUGAGGAAGUAGCUCAGUACGAUGGUGCUUACAAAGUAACCAGGGGCCUAUGGAAGAAAUACGGUGACAAAAGGGUGAUCGACACCCCAAUCACAGAAGCCGGCUUUGCCGGUAUCGCUGUAGGCGCCGCGUUCGCAGGUCUGAAGCCGAUCUGCGAGUUCAUGACCUUCAAUUUCUCCAUGCAGGCUAUUGACCACGUAAUAAACUCAGCAGCGAAGACAUACUACAUGUCUGCUGGUACUGUGCCCGUGCCCAUAGUGUUCCGCGGGCCCAACGGUGCUGCGGCAGGCGUAGCGGCGCAGCAUUCCCAGUGCUUCGGCGCCUGGUACAGCCACUGCCCCGGACUCAAAGUCCUCAUGCCUUACUCAUCAGAGGAUGCUAAAGGUCUCCUCAAGGCCGCCAUCAGAGACCCCGACCCAGUGGUAGUGUUGGAAGACGAGAUUCUGUACGGUAUACCAUUCCCAAUGUCUGACGAGGCGCAGUCUUCAGACUUCGUACUACCUAUUGGUAAAGCUAAGAUCGAGCGUCCGGGACAACACAUCACGCUGGUGUGCGCCGGCAGGGGAACGGACACCGCGCUGCAGGCCGCCAACGAGCUCGCCGGACAGGGUAUUGAGUGUGAAGUGAUAAACCUGCGUUCCAUUAGGCCACUGGACUUCCAGACGAUAGCGCAGUCCAUCGCCAAGACCCACCACCUUGUCACCGUCGAACAAGGCUGGCCUCAGUCGGGUAUCGGCGCGGAGAUCUGCGCGCGCGUGAUGGAGUCGCCGUCGUUCUUCGAGCUGGACGCGCCGGCGUGGCGCGUGACGGGCGCCGACGUGCCCAUGCCCUACGCGCGCGCGCUCGAGGCGCUCGCCCUGCCGCGCGCUAACGACGUCGUCGCCGCCGUCUCCGCCGUGCUCGGCAACAAAAUUGAUGCAGUGCAGAAUUAGUAAAUAUCGGAAUCUCCACAAAAUGUGAACGCGAAGAAUGCCUUUAAAUUAGAUAAAUUGUAAAUAUUUAUUUAUUAUUAACAUUUCCAUCUGAUCGCAGUGCACUCUGCUUCAUCGCCAAGUGAUAUAAGUAUAGUAUACUAAAUGCUUCCCAAAGCGUCCUCUCAACUUUCAAAAUACUGUAAAACAAAUACAAAAAUACUACAAAUAAAAAUAAAAAUAUUGUUUGUACUUAUUAUGUAAGAACAAUCCGACUCUUCUGUAUAUGCAAGGAACUGGGGAAGCUAUGAAAGAUGAAAUAAAUGUUGGUAUAGACAAUUUUGUUACUAGA
Messenger RNA from Manduca sexta (tobacco hornworm), 1592 nucleotides. It is a transcript of the gene Pdhb, whose product is annotated as pyruvate dehydrogenase E1 component subunit beta, mitochondrial. Gene Ontology annotation, molecular function: pyruvate dehydrogenase (acetyl-transferring) activity. Lineage: Eukaryota; Metazoa; Arthropoda; Insecta; Lepidoptera; Sphingidae. The record is from RefSeq and is a predicted model, not a curated record. Gene Ontology annotation, biological process: pyruvate decarboxylation to acetyl-CoA.